UGGUUUCUUAAAAUUUUAAGUGAAAAUUUUAACUAUUCUUAUUUUGGAAUGCUGCCCAACUCCAAGCUAAAGAUGCUCUUUAUGAAUGUCUUUUUCAUACUUUUCAAUGUCGCCAACUUGAAUGUAUAUCACCUGUACGCUGAUCUCAAGAGCGUUAAGGUUCAGGUGGAUCUGUCCACGCAGGAGUUGUGGAUCAGGGAGAUCUUUAUAUUUCUCAUCUGUGGCCUCAUCGUGGUGCGCUUUCUCCUGUGCUUUGUUGGCUUGGCCUCCAGAGUGGUGGCCAUCUAUCCUAUUCUAACCAACUCUCAGGCUGAGCUGCUUAUGCCCACCAUUGUUGUUCAGGCCAUUGACAAUGUCAUUCUAAAUCUAUACGAAAUUAUCCUGGGCUAUUGCAGCUUGUGCUAUCUAUUUCCUGAGAGCACGGCUGUUUUUGUCUUCUUUUUAUUCAAAAUGUUAUUGAAGAUUGCCUGCAGCAUAGCCGUUUUAAACAUCUACUCGGAUCAGCACAAUUAUUUGGCCAGCAUGGUUUCCUUUAAUGAGGAAUCAAACAGCUUAGGACCGGACAGCGUAGAUGAAAUUGAACUGGCCAAUCACAACUUGCUUUAAUUUAUGCUUAACAGCUACAAAGCAAAUUUCCCACCUGCUGGACAUUGGGAGCUGUACUGUCCGUGACCAGGACAUUGAUUCGCAUCACGGCAAACAGAUUGCGAUCCAAGUUCUUGUUCACCGUC
Molecule: messenger RNA, 731 nt
Organism: Drosophila kikkawai
Lineage: Eukaryota; Metazoa; Arthropoda; Insecta; Diptera; Drosophilidae
Source: RefSeq, a predicted model, not a curated record